Pseudoliparis swirei is the source of this 2578-nucleotide messenger RNA. RefSeq lists its product as uncharacterized. Lineage: Eukaryota; Metazoa; Chordata; Actinopteri; Perciformes; Liparidae. Gene Ontology annotation, cellular component: mitochondrion. Gene Ontology annotation, biological process: glycerophospholipid biosynthetic process. The record is from RefSeq and is a predicted model, not a curated record.
CGUCUGUCCUCCAACCCGUCUGUCUGUCCUCCAACCCGUCCGUCUGUCCUCCAACCCGUCCGUCUGUCCUCCAACCCGUCUGUCUGUCCUCCAACCCGUCCAUCUGUCCUCCGACCCGUCCGUCUGUCCUCCGACCCGUCCGUCUGUCCUCCAACCCGUCCGUCUGUCCUCCAACCCGUCUGUCUGUUGGUGUAAAUAUAGGCUUUUUUUUUUUUUUUACUCCACCCGUUUCUUAUUAAAACUUUCUUCAGCUCGGGUUGUUGUCCUCGUCGUGUUUUGUUGCCUCCACAGACUUUAAGAGAAGUUCUACUUUUAAUCAUCUGGAGACGCAUGAUGACAUCACCAGAUAACAAUGGAAGCACAUUGUAUUGUUCGGCCUCAAAACUCUGUCUCUCUCUACCCGUCUCUAUGUUUCCGGCCUCUUCGGUUGUCCACUCCCUCGAUGUGCGUCCGUGUCUCCUCGUGUGGAUCCAGUGUGGCGUGCUGAUUGGUUGAUUGGUGGCAGCAUUCUGCAGCAUGUGAUUGGCUGAUUAAAGGCUGCAUGUGAUGUCAUGUGAGGAGAAAACCUCUGUCAGCCGCAUUCAAUCAGGGAGUGUGUGUGUGUAUGUGUCUGUGAGUGAGGGUGUGUGUCUGUGUAUGUGUGUGUGUGAGGCUCCGCCCCCUGAGGAUGUCAGCUCAGUCGGUAUAAAUCGGCAGCAGCCUCAGCGCCGCCUCAGACGGCGUCAUGUGGUGUCAAGGCUUCCUGCGGCAGACGGUCCGGUCCAUGUCGACCAGCAGACAGGCGGGCAUCCUCUUGGACGUGGACGGCGUUCUGCUUCGCGGCGGCUCGUUGAAUCCGGCGGCUCGACAAGCUUUCCGGAAGCUUCUGGAUCGGAAUGACAACUCCCUGUUUCCUGUCGUGUUCAUCACCAACGCGGGAAGCUGUCAGAGGCAUCACAAAGCCCAGCAGCUGUCUCACCUGCUGGAGGUCCAGAUUGCCCGGGAGCCGGCGGUUCUUUCCUACAGUCCUUUGCAAAUGCUGAAGGGUUUCCAUGAUAAAUGCGUCCUGGUGUCCGGACAGGGCCCGGUGACGGACAUCGCCAACUCUUUGGGUUUUCGGAAGGUCGUGAGCGUCGCACUCGGAGAACACCAGCCCCUGCUGGACAUGGUGGACCACAACAGGAGACCCAAACUCCCUUCGUCUCCUCUGAAGACGCUCCCGAGAAUAGAAGCGAUCAUCCUGUUCGGAGAGCCAAUCCGAUGGGAGACCAACCUGCAGCUGCUGAUUGACGUGCUCCUGACCAAUGGGAGUCCCGGCAGCGCCUACGAUCCUCAGGUGCCGGCCCAGUUGCCGGUUCUCGCCUGCAACGUAGACCUGAUGUGGAUGGCUGAGGCCCCAUCACCACGCUUUGGUCACGGGAUGUUCCUGCUGUGCCUGGAGGCCGUCUACAGGAAGAUGACGGGGCGAGAGCUCCAGUACCAGGCGCUGCUGGGGAAACCCAGUCUGCUGACCUACCAGUACGCCGAGCAGCUGCUGAGGCUGCAGAACCACAACCACCAGCUCUCCACCAUCUACGCCAUCGGCGACAACCUGAUGACUGGUCUCUACAACCGCUACCUGGGUCAGCAGCACGGUGCUGCGAGCGCCACGAUGCAGCCGGUGGCCCGGGCAACGGGGACUCGCGUAGCGAUGGCGGUGCCGGAGGCGGAGCUUGUGUCUGCUGCUACUCAGUGUCGCUCCAUACUUGUGUGCACAGGUGUCUAUAACCCUCGCUCCCCGUUGCCUGGCGACGCCAUCACAGAAGCCGCGUUACAUGGUCACAGAGACCUGGUGAUGGAGCUCGACCUGGUGGAGCCAAAUCACGUGGUGGAGGACGUGGAGGCCGCAGUUGACCUACUGCUGCAGCAGGAGAGCUCUGUGACCUCUGACCUCUGUCCUCUAUGAGCCCAUACCGGGCGGCAACCUCCAGUUCGGCCGAGUGAAGCCAAUGCGGAAAACUUGCAUUAUCUCUCCUGGCCAUCAGGGGCUGAUUAAUUUGGUUGUAUAGAAGUCUAUGCUUCAUGUGUUAACGCUGCAUUCUCUCCUGACCACCAGGGGGCGACUCCUCUGGUUGUAUAGAAGUCUAUGCUUCAUGUGUUAAAGCUGCAUUCUCUAUCCGGACCACCAGGGGGCGACUCCUCUGGUUGUAUACAAGUCUAUGCUUCAUGUGUUUAAGCUGCAUUCUCUCUCCGGACCACCAGGGGCGUCUCUUCUGCUUAUAUAGAAGUUUAUAUAAAAUGACUACUUCUCUCUUGAUUUAUUCCCUCAGUAAAUAUUGUAAACAUGAGUUUAUCUAUUUGUAUACAUAUAUUUUGUUUUAUUUCAUUUGACUUUAUAAAUACUUUAUUAUGCUUUAAUAAAGUGUCUUGCAAUACUUCUCUCUCAACACAGAGCAUAACUACAUUAUAACACAAUGUAAAAAACACUAUUUAAAACUAAAAGCUGAAGUAGGCACUUAAAAUCAUGGCAAACUAAAUUAAUCAGAAUAUGUGAAUGAGAGUAACACUUAUUUUGACAAAUCCUACUUAGUUUAUUGGAUUCUAAAAAUAAAUACUUAUA